Messenger RNA from Paramecium sonneborni, 1799 nucleotides. Lineage: Eukaryota; Ciliophora; Oligohymenophorea; Peniculida; Parameciidae. The record is from the annotation of a GenBank genome assembly.
AUGAGUGGAAGAGAUUUUCAUUUUUAUAGAAGAAGGAAUAAAUAUCCUAGACAAGAAUCUUAUAACGAGUAGUAAUCAACACCAAAUUUCGUUGAAGAUGGUUCUUUCGUAGGAACUUUAGAAAGAAAAAUUCAAUAUUAAAAUAAUACAAUAAAUAAUCUUAUAUAAGCUUUUGAAGAUACAAGAUUGGAAUAACAAAGACAGAUUCAAUAUAUAGAAAGAUUAAAGUAAGCAGAAGAACAGAAAUAUAGUAUCUAAAUUUUAGAAGAACUAAAGACAUUAAAAUAGAAGAUUAAAAAAAUUGAAUAAAGCCCACCUAUUUAAUAAUCUUCCCCUUAAAUGUAUCAAUAACCUUUUCUUCCUCCUUUGCCGAGUUAAUUUUAAUAAGGUUAUAUUCCUUAAUAAUAUAAUUAUUCUUAAAUUCCUUACUUAUAGAAUCCAUUUCAUCAAUAAAGCCAACCUAUUCAACCUUAAUUUUAAAAUAAUUAGUAAUAAUUAAGACCGAAAAGACCUAAAGAAAUGGAUACUUUACAUAAAUUUUUAUUAAGAAUGCUUCAUGAAAAAGACCUAUAAAAAAAUAAAGAAAAAAAACCUUAAGAAAAUUAAGAAGUACGUUAUGUGACUGAUAUAGAAUCUUCUUAAAAUUACUCUUCUAAAAGAUAAACUCUUUAAUCACCCUUAAUAAAAUCAAGAUAGAAAAGGAGAUCAUAGAAACAAAAAGGUAGUAUUUAAUCUGGGCCAUCUGAAAAUUCAUAAACAAUCAUUAGAAAACAAUCUUAAUUAUCUUAAUAAUUAUCAUUAUUAGGUUCAGGCUCAUAAAAACCAUCAUAAAAAAAGUUAGUAAUAACUCAGUAAAGAUUGAAAAUAUUAAUGAGAAAAUUUAGAGGAGCAGUAAGAUAUUUUUGGGUAGCAUUAACAUAUUUAAAAUUUUGUAAAAAAAUUUGGAAUUCUAAAUUGAUCUCUUUUAAAGAAUAUUCUUAAGAAUAGAUUGGAUAAUAUGAUACUUAAUUUGUAAUAAUAAUACAAUUAUCAUUUAUAGAACUAUUUGUUAAUUAUUUCUUAAUUUUAUAGAGAAUGUACAUUAAAGAAAUAAUUAGAUAAAUCAUGGAUAUUUACUUAAACUUUAGAUAUAUAAGCUAGAUGCUAGACUAUGCUUAGUGUAUUGGAGAUAUUUUUUAGAUAUUUAAUAGUUUAACCAUUAGAUUUCACUAAAGAACAUCUUGAAUUUAUGCGUAAAUUUUCACUUCCAAAAGGAUAUCUUUUAAUUGGGCAUAGCAAAUAUGUAACAAGUAGAAUCAAUUUAAGACCAAAUAAUACAUUAAAGUAAGUUUAAAUUAGAAUAUUUAGUAUUGAAACACCUGAAUAAUCAUAAAUGUUACUUAUGGAGUAUUCAUUUAUUUAAAUAUUAUUGCCAUAAAUAGUUGAGGCUGAUUUCUGGAAAAAACUAGUAAACUAUAAAGAAGCCUUAAAAGUUUUUGUAUCAGUGCUUCAUUUUUUAUUUAUUGAUAGAUUUUACAAUUUACCACUUAGUAAAUAAUAAUUACCUUUUAAUGUACAUUUAUAAAAUACUAUUUAAGAAAGAAUAUGUUCCUUUAUUUGAUUUCACAAGAAAUCCAGUUGAAGGAUUUUAUAUAUUAAUUGAUUCUAAUCAUCCAUCAUAUGUUGAAUCAAAGGAAGAAGUGAUUUUAGGAUUGCAUUCAAAGGCUCAGUUGCAACCUUUAAUUUUACAUGUUGGAUUUAAGAAGGUCCAAGAAAAUUUCAAAUAAUAUUGUGAUUUAAUUUAUUCUUUAAUAAAAUGA